GACGAUGGACAAGCAUCUGGGGGAGCAAGGCUGGUGACGGGUUUGGGGGUGCAAGGAGGAUGACGGGGCCAAAGCUUUGGCCUUCUUCAAGGCUCACAGCAAGUGGAGCCAAUGCUGGGAAAUGCGGCACCCUAGGUGGGGCAUGAAUUAACGUGGGCAGACAUCUAGUAUUCCAGGAAAGGGAUAAAUAGAAUUUGAGGGAUUGGUGAGAACGGGUCUAUGGAUAGGAUCAAGACAAUAAAAUGAGAGAAGUGGCUCUAUGACCCCAGAUUUCGGGCAAGCAACCCCCAACCAAUAAACUGACUGUGUUCCCAGAGUGCACAUGUGCAGGUUGGCCAUUGGGAAUUUGGAAUACAUCUUUCUAAGGAAAUAACAAAGCAACCCAAUAGGUAACAACCUUUUUUUGCACAAAAGCCAAUUUGAGAAAAUGAGUAUGUAUGUAGCCUGUGUUUUUAUUUUAUAGUUCCAAAAAAAAAGGUUUUUUUUAAACUAAGAAGUAUAAUAUCUGCAGUUGUGCUUAUGAAUGCUGUUAUUAUUUCUCCAUCUUCGCUACAAUUUCAGAAACUACGGCCAGUAUACACUAGAAUAGCAGGCUUUAAAGUGGCCCCUUUGAACAAAUGUUCUCUAGCAAGACACUUUUUAGAACCAGGUCUUCUCGUUCGCAACUGCACCAUCACUGCCAAUGCUGAGUGUGCCUGUCGCAAUGGCUGGCAGUGCAGGGACAAGGAGUGCACCGAGUGUGAUCCUCUUCCAAACCCUUCGCUGACCGCUCGGUCGUCUCAGGCCCUGAGCCCACACCCUCAGCCCACCCACUUACCUUAUGUCAGUGAGAUGCUGGAGGCCAGGACAGCUGGGCACAUGCAGACUCUGGCUGACUUCAGGCAGCUGCCUGCCCGGACUCUCUCUACCCACUGGCCACCCCAAAGAUCCCUGUGCAGCUCCGAUUUUAUUCGCAUCCUUGUGAUCUUCUCUGGAAUGUUCCUUGUUUUCACCCUGGCCGGGGCCCUGUUCCUCCAUCAACGAAGGAAAUAUAGAUCAACUGGCGUGCUCCUGACACCCCUCCCCCAAGCGCACCCGCCUCUACCCAUCUCCUUCUCCCGUCUCCCCCUGCCCCCACUGCUGGCCAAGACUCAUCGGAUCUCCUUCUGCAGACAAAGGAGAAAGUCCUGUGGAGCCUGCAGAGCCUUGUCAUUACAGCUGCCCCAGGGAGGAGGAGGGCAGCACCAUCCCCAUCCAGGAGGAUUACCGAAAACCGGAGCCUGCCUGCUCCCCCUGAGCCAGCACCUGCGGGAGCUGCACUACAGCCCUGGCCUCCACCCCCACCCCGCCGACCAUCCAAGGGAGAGUGAGACCUGGCAGCCACAACUGCAGUCCCAUCCUCUUGUCAGGGCCCUUUCCUGUGUACACGUGACAGAGUGCCUUUUCGAGACUGGCAGGGACGAGGACAAAUAUGGAUGAGGUGGAGAGUGGGAAGCAGGAGCCCAGCCAGCUGCGCCUGCGCUGCAGGAGGGCGGGGGCUCUGGUUGUAAAACACACUUCCUGCUGCGAAAGACCCACAUGCUACAAGACGGGCAAAAUAAAGUGACAGAUGACCACC
Messenger RNA from Homo sapiens (human), 1597 nucleotides. RefSeq names its product CD27 molecule (gene CD27). Gene Ontology annotation, biological process: positive regulation of B cell differentiation; positive regulation of T cell differentiation; CD27 signaling pathway. The transcript has 5 exons. The record is from RefSeq and is a predicted model, not a curated record. Lineage: Eukaryota; Metazoa; Chordata; Mammalia; Primates; Hominidae. Gene Ontology annotation, molecular function: transmembrane signaling receptor activity. Bases 520 to 1458 code for a protein of 312 amino acids. Gene Ontology annotation, cellular component: plasma membrane; external side of plasma membrane; cell surface.